Molecule: messenger RNA, 1312 nt
Organism: Dictyostelium purpureum
Lineage: Eukaryota; Evosea; Eumycetozoa; Dictyosteliales; Dictyosteliaceae
Exons: 1
Coding region: 131-1240 (369 amino acids)
Source: RefSeq, a predicted model, not a curated record
CACAAAUUUAAAUUCAAGUAGAAAUGUACAUCUCAGUUUAUUUACCAGUUUCAAUAAUGUUUAUAAUAGUUGCCCAUCAAACAUAAACCCAAACAGUUCACAUGCAUUAGAUAAUAGAAUAUGUUUGAAAAUGAUUUCUCCUAAAGAGUACAUUAUCUAUGGUGUAUAUAUUGAUGAACAAAAACAAAAAAUAUUAAACAAUGGUCAAUGUUCCGAUAAUCAAUCAAUAAAUUCCAGUGGAGAUGGAGCGGAUGAAAAAAAAGAAAGCUGGGACCCAGAAAUUCCAAAUACUGUUACAACAAUUCUAAUGGACAAAGACUUCAAUAUGAUAUUAAAACCUGGUUUCAUACCAAAUAGUGUUAAAUAUAUAAAAUUUGGUGAUGCUUACGAUAGAUGUUUGGAACCGGGUUCCAUUCCAGAAGGUGUUGAAAAGAUUGUAUUUGGUUCAAAUUUUAAUCAAUUUUUAAAACCAGGUAUACUUCCAUCAACAUUAAAAAUACUUGAUAUGGGUCAAACUUUAGUUAAUGGUUAUUCUGCACCGAUUAUUGCCGGUGGGAUCCCAUCUACAGUCGAAGAGCUCUAUUUUUCAAAUUCAUUUAACCAACCAUUAAAACCAGGAGUAAUCCCAAAUAAAGUUAUUACAUUAAAGUUUGGAAGAAACUUUAACCAACCUCUACCAGAAAACUCAAUUCCUUCAUCAGUGAAAACUCUUUAUUUAGGUAGCAGCUACGACUAUCCUUUAGAAUUUGGUACAAUUCCAAGAUCUGUACGUGAACUAGUACUAUCGGAUUCUUUUAAUCAAGAGCUAUCACCGGGUGAUAUACCUUUAACAGUCGAGUUUUUGUCAUUUGGGGAUCACUUUAACCAACCUCUUUUACCGGGAUGUAUUCCAGAAUCAGUUGUUUUUCUUAGAUUUGGAAAGAAUUUCAAUCGACCACUUACACAUGGAUCAAUACCUUUAACAUGCGAUACUUUAAUCCUCAGCGAACAGUAUAACCACCCAAUUAAAAUAGAAUUUAUACCUUUUGUAAAAAACUUGGAACCUAUAAGUAUUAGAAAGCUUAUUGUUGGAGCAACAUACAACAAUAAUAGUUUAAGUAAUAGUAAUAAUAGUAUUUUAAAUAGUUCGAAUGGAAGUAUACCAAACAAUAAUAGCAACACCAAUAGCUCACCUUCCACCAAAGAUAGAUUAUCAUUUCCAAUAUUAGAUUACUAUAGAAUAAAAUUAAAAAAAUUAUAAACCGAAAAAUUUUAAAAAAGAAAAAUAAUAAAAAUAUUAUAAAAUUUUUAAUUUUAGAGUCAUUUAUAAUAU